AUUGAUAGAGGUGUUGUUUCUGGUGGUGGUUCUUUGACAGCACUGCCUAAGGACGAUCCGGUGAUCACGGGGGUGGCGGCGCAGUAUCAGAUUGGGGAUGAGAUCAAUCUGAAUUGCACUUCGGCGAAAAGUUUUCCACCAUCGACUCUGCAUUGGUAUAUUAAUGAACAACAGGUUAGGAAUCAAGCAGAAUUGAUCUACUUCCCACCGAUACGUCACCGCCACGGCUUAUACACCGCCAUCUCUGGGCUGCGUUUCCACAUAGGCGCGCGCCACUUCCUCGAAGGUUCAAUGCGCGUAAAAUGCGUUGCAUUCGUCGAUCCAGUCGAGCGGAAUGAUCGCUUCAACAAUGAGCGUUCUUCAGCCGUUGAGGACCUGCCAAUUCUGCAGGAUAAACGGGAGGCUCUUCUGCUCGGUGAGUGGAGGACACUAGUGCAUGUUAAAAACUUAAGUAACGAAGUGAAAUGGAGCAGAG
Molecule: messenger RNA, 475 nt
Organism: Dalotia coriaria
Lineage: Eukaryota; Metazoa; Arthropoda; Insecta; Coleoptera; Staphylinidae
Exons: 3
Source: RefSeq, a predicted model, not a curated record